UUGACAUGCAGCAAAUCGCCUAUUCCGGCGCCUAUUUCCGCGCACAACGAGCGAAACACAUCACCGCUGGCGCUUAGCCCGCGAGAGAGGCGAGAAGCCAGAUCAUCCACGCCGAAUGCGUCGGCGGGACACAUUACCGCCGCGGCAAUAGACCAUACCGCGGCCGCUCUCGGCGGUCGGAUGGCGCACAGUCAGCCACCCAGUCCGGUCGGCAAAGAGAGCUUCGAUCUGACCAAGGCGUGCAGCGGUAAAUCUUUGCCCCUGCAUUGUGUGGUUGAGUCUGCUCCAGCUCUGCAGGACGCUUGCGCCCCCCGAGCGACACAGUGGCGUCGUAGGGCUCUUAUAGAAACAGAUAGCUACGUCAUCAUUCCUACAUCAACUGCUUUUCACGAUGUUGUAGCUGCGGCUCUGCAAAGGCUAGGGUACCCUGCGGAGGCACUUGCAAUGGCAAAAGGUUCUGUGGUGAUCAAAAACUGGAAACCUUUAUCCCUGGAUUUAAUCAGCGACAGUUCCCUUUGCACAGUCGGCGAAGUCUUAGGCGAAUUGACUGCUGUGGCAACACUUCGUAUAACAGUUUUGAGGCCACCUCGACCUCCUGGAGCAGUCCGGGAUAAACUCUUAAGGUUGCUGUUGUUGCAGAGCCACGGAUUGCUGAGGUCUACUGGGUGCCCUUUGGACGAGAUAACACUUUCUCAGCUCUGCCGCGGAAAUUCUGCCGGCGCCCCUCAUGUACCAGUACCGGAACCACCACCCGAGUUACUUCGAAAAUUCGAUGCCUGGUUCGCCGCCCAACUGAGCCCUUCGACACCGCCAUAUGCGCACCCACACGCAUACUCCCAACGUCCACGAGGCAGCCCUUCGCCCAGAAUAGAUCCUGAUCACCAUCAACAAAUCCCCAAUUCCCUUCAUUCUCAUCAUCCUGUGCAUCAGCAUACUGUGCAUCCAGCACUGCAAACUUUGCAUUCGCAAUAUCCCAGUCAGAAAACUCGUAUGCGUACAAGUUUUGAUCCUGAACUUGAGUUACCGAAGUUACAAAGGUGGUUCAAUGAAAACCAACAUCCAAGCAGGCAGCAGAUUCAGAACUAUGUUAGGGAAUUGAAUGAGCUUGAAUCGAGGCGAGGUCGGAAACCAUUAGAUGUCAAUAAUGUGGUGUACUGGUUUAAAAAUGCAAGGGCUGCCCAGAAACGAGCGGAACUACGGGGAUCAGCUGCUGCUGCUUUGGGGUGCCAUUUAGGGACAUUAAACGGUUUUGGAGAUAAUCAUUCCCCGUAUCUUAAAAGUCCUUCUUCCAACAAUUCUACAAGUCGCAGACCACCAUCUGCGAUGAGCGAUGAUAACCUAUCUAACGACGGUUCUGAAGAUGGACAAAACGGAGAGAGAAGGCCUGUCACACCAGACGCUCCUUUAUCACUUACCACACGGAAGGCUGAGAUUAAAGAAGAACUUGAUCCAGAUAUGGACAGUCCACAAGACACAUCCAAUAACAAUAACACAAAGCAUUCGCCCAGUGAUCAAGAAGAUUCUGAAAUAGAUAUGGAAGUUGUUUCGUCUCCUCCUAGGCUGGAUUCUACAGGUCACCAGGAGUUCAGAAGUCCGAGUCCUGUAGAUGGUGUAACUGGGAGAGAUUUAGCUUUUCCCUUGGUGCCUAAUUCCAUGUUCAGUCACAGCAUUAUGUAUAUGUCUCACUACAUUCCUGGACUUGGUCAUCAGCCCGGUGCGUCACCUCCAAGUAGCAGCGGUUUGAAUUUAUCUGCGCUAUCUGAAGACAGGAGAAAGAGAAAUAGAACAUUUAUAGAUCCUGUUACUGAAGUUCCGCGUUUGGAACAUUGGUUCACAGCAAAUACUCAUCCUUCACACAAUCUAAUUCUCAAAUAUACCGAAGAAUUGAAUCGUAUGCCGUACAGGCAAAAGUUUCCCAGAUUGGAGUCGAAAAAUGUGCAAUUUUGGUUCAAAAACAGACGUGCAAAGUGUAAAAGAUUAAAGAUGUCGCUUUAUGAAGGUGGUGCUCCACUUGGACUGCCUCCUUAUGAAUAACUAAUUGAUAAUUCUCUUUUUUGAGAUUAAAAACGCGAAUUUAUAAGUGUGUUAUAAUAUGAUUUAAACUUCAGAAGUCAUCGCAAAUAUAAUUAUGUUAAAUCGAUUAUUAAUAGUUUAAGAAAUGUGUCUAGUGUUCCGCGAUAUGUGAUUGAAGUUAGUUUAAUUAUUAUGUUCGUAAUAAAUUUUUGAUUUAUAGUUAUAGUUAUCAUACUCAAUAACAUUGAUCUUGUACAAAACAUGUUAACGAUAUUUUUAUUAUGUCUUAAUUGUUAAAACAUUGAACAAAUUUGUAAAUAAUAUAUUUAAGAUAAGACUAGUUGUACUAUAAUAAAUUCUGAAACAAAACCGUGCUGGGCAUUGCCUAAAUGGCGUAUUUGCAAUUAACCAAAGACGAGUUAGAAAAAUGAUUUGUAAUAUAUAAAUGGCAUUAAUAAACAUUCCAGUCACUUUUGUACAAAAUGUAAUAUUAGGACUUUGCUGGUCUACUUCAACUUCAUUAAAUGAUAAGACCUUUUUGUCAUAGCAAAAAUAUCAAAUAGUGCUUCUGAAUCAUUCCAUAGAUUAUAUAAUAUAGAAUAUUUGUAAACACUUAGAAUUUACCUUAUAGUAUUUUAUUUAUAAUUUUCA
Molecule: messenger RNA, 2664 nt
Organism: Ctenocephalides felis (cat flea)
Lineage: Eukaryota; Metazoa; Arthropoda; Insecta; Siphonaptera; Pulicidae
Gene: dve
Exons: 5
Coding region: 181-2034 (617 amino acids)
Biological process (GO): regulation of transcription by RNA polymerase II; chromatin remodeling
Molecular function (GO): RNA polymerase II cis-regulatory region sequence-specific DNA binding; DNA-binding transcription factor activity, RNA polymerase II-specific
Source: RefSeq, a predicted model, not a curated record